AACCUGUUACUAAUUAACUAUAUGUUUGCACUUGCAGCAGGGAAAAUAUUGCAUUAUCCGCAUCAUUUUACCCAUUGUUUAGGAGCAUGGCCAGUAUUCAAAGGCAGAUUCCCCUUGGGGACACCAUAUGUUUAUUUUGUUUGAGAUGUUUAAACAAUCCUGUGGAUUUAAGGUGUUACCACAGGUUGUGUAAAAACUGUGUACAAAGUUACUGGGAGAAGACACAGUCUAUGAAAUGUCCUGUUUGUUUUAAAGAGAUAUUGUGUAUGGUGUCUUUACAAAUUGGAAAUCUCCUUUUGAGGAACAGGCAAGGUGAAAUGCCUUGGCAGAUGCAACCAAAGAUAUGGUUUCAAAAUACAAACACUGUGACUUCAGAGGAACAUGAAAAGCGUGGUACCACAAAGGAGAGGAGGGUAAAAUAUGAACCAGUACAGCUGAAGAUAUCAGCCUAUUUUAACAUCCAGGAAGCUGGUGCACCUGAGUUUAAAGUGGAGGAUGUCUCUCAUUUAAUGAAGCAGCCCAGAAGAUAUAGAUUAAAGAAAGAACCGCUUGCAAAAGUUGAGAAGAAAAUUCAUUCUUCCCAUUUGAGGUCUUCUGCGAGACCAUCAUCCAGUGAUGUACCAAAUACAAGUAUGAACCCAAUAGAUCUGAAAGGCCAAACUCCUUCAGAUGCCUCAUCAUUAAUGGCCCUGAAAGCAAAUUUGUGCACCAAGUGUGGCAAAACAUUUGAAAGCAAAUCAGACCUGAAAACCCAUAAGAAAUCCCACUCUGUACAGCGGUCAAAUUGUUGCUCCACCUGUGGAAAGCAAUAUGCUAGAAAGCAGGAACUUGAAUUACAUCAGCGGCUACAUAAAAAUGACAAGCUGCUAUGUUGUGGCUAUUGCCAAAAGAAGUUCACAAGGAGGAGAGACCUGAUAUGCCAUGAAAGAAGCCACACAGGAGAGAAGCCUUUCCUCUGUUCUUUGUGUGGGAUAGGUUUUGGUAGGAAAAGCACAUUAAAACUGCAUAUACAGCGACACAAGGGGAUCAAACCGUACCAGUGCGACCAGUGUGGAAAGUCUUUCCAUACAUCGGCAGACUUAAGGAUGCACAAGGCAAGACACACUGGAGAAAAGCCCUUUGCUUGCCAUCAGUGUGAAAUGAGAUUUGUUAUGAAGUCUCAUCUGGACAAUCAUUCGCGCAAACACGCAGAAGACGCGCCCUACAGUUGCCCAGUGUGUGGGAAGGCUUUUAGGUGGAAGCAGAGCCUUACCAUCCACCAACUUACUCAUCAGGAAGAACGACCGUUUAAGUGCCCAGACUGUGGCAGUAGCUUCAAACGAGCCCACCACCUCAAGUCACACCAGAUUAUCCACUCAAGUGACAUGCCAUACAAGUGUAGUCAUUGUGGCAAAGCUUUCAAGCAUCGGAAUUAUCUUAAGAUUCAUGAACGCUUACAUACAGGCGAAAAGCCCUACAGUUGUGAUCAGUGUGAGAAGCAUUUUGUAUCUUCGGGAGACCUGAGUGUCCAUAGACGAGUUCACUCUGGAAAAAGAAACUAUAAGUGCUCAGAGUGUGAGAAGACUUUUCGUUACAUGCCGGCCUUGAAGGUCCACCAGAGAACACACACUAAUGAAAGACCGUACCAUUGCCAUGAGUGUGGUAAAAGCUUUUUUGCCUCUUCUCAUCUCCGAACCCAUGAAGAUAUGCACAAAAAUGAGCGUCACCACCGAUGCACUGAGUGUGGUCAAGGUUUUAACUCCUCCAGCACUCUGAGGUCCCACCAGAUGACCCAUUCGACCAGGACAGAGUUCCAUUGCGAUGACUGCGGCAAGAUUUUCCUCCGUAAAAAUACCUUUAAAGCUCACCAACUGCUCCAUACAGGGGCCAGAGCCUACAACUGCUCAGAGUGCGGAAAGAGCUUUAGCAACUCCAGCAAUUUACGACGACACAUACAGAACCACAACGUAAAGACAAUGUAUUACUGCAGCGAGUGCGAGAAGAGUUUCAGUAGUACAGGAUACCUGAGGAAGCACCAGUUAGCUGUGCAUGCAGCAGAGAAGCCAUACAUCUGUGCAGAAUAAGGAGAAAGCUUUGAUGCUGUGAUAUUGCUAGCUGAAAAACACACAAGGUUUUUAUUGCAUUGGAUGAAAGUAUCAUUUGAAUUUAUAUUCCAAAAAUGACAAACUGUCUGUUGCAUAAUUCUAUCAAAUGAGGUAAUGUACUUCUGAGAAGGUCUUUUGUUUUGUAUUUUUUUUACCCUGUAUUUCAGUUUCAGAGAUUUAUUUAUUCAUUUUGUUUUACCCCAAUCCUGAUCGCUAUUUAUGAUUCUGUAUUCUUGUCAAGUAUCUACAUUCUAAGUUUGCUUUAGCAAUCGUUUUUUUUUUCUUUCGAUAUCUAUAACUAAUAUUUUCAAGUUUGCCCUUGGCAUGCAGUGAUAUGCUAAAUGGUAAUGUGAAUUUAAAUGUAAAAUAAA
Tachysurus vachellii is the source of this 2455-nucleotide messenger RNA. RefSeq lists its product as uncharacterized. Gene Ontology annotation, biological process: regulation of transcription by RNA polymerase II. Lineage: Eukaryota; Metazoa; Chordata; Actinopteri; Siluriformes; Bagridae. Gene Ontology annotation, molecular function: RNA polymerase II cis-regulatory region sequence-specific DNA binding; DNA-binding transcription factor activity, RNA polymerase II-specific. The transcript is spliced from 4 exons. Bases 87 to 2063 code for a protein of 658 amino acids. The record is from RefSeq and is a predicted model, not a curated record.